Messenger RNA from Musa acuminata AAA Group (dessert banana), 4081 nucleotides. RefSeq names its product ubiquitin C-terminal hydrolase 12. The record is from RefSeq and is a predicted model, not a curated record. Gene Ontology annotation, cellular component: nucleus; cytosol. Gene Ontology annotation, biological process: protein deubiquitination; regulation of protein stability. Gene Ontology annotation, molecular function: protein binding; cysteine-type deubiquitinase activity. The coding region runs from base 174 to 3521 and encodes 1115 amino acids. NCBI's taxonomy places the organism in Eukaryota, Viridiplantae, Streptophyta, Magnoliopsida, Zingiberales, Musaceae. The transcript has 32 exons.
CACUUUUGUUUUGGCUUUCGUCGCUCGCUCCAAUAGAAGUGCUGGGCUCUUCUCUGCCCUCCGCCUCCUCCUCCUGCUCCCGUUCUCCGCCUCCGAUCGGAUCGGAUCCUUCUUCUUCUCAUCAUCCUCCUCCUCCCCCUUCCCCGUCGACGCCAUCUGCGGGGCCACUACUCAUGACUAUGAUGACCCCGCCACCUCUCGACCAGGAGGAAGAGGAGAUGCUGGUUCCGCAUCAGGAGCUCACUGAGGGACCCCAGCCGAUGGAAGUUACACAAGCUGAGACGGCAACUACGCCAGAGAAUCAGCAGGUGGAGGAUCCUCCUCCAUUCAAAUUUAGGUGGACCAUUGAGAAUUUCUCCAGGUUGAACAUCAAGAAGCUCUACUCCGACAUUUUCUAUGUUGGAGGGUACAAGUGGCGGGUGCUGAUUUUUCCCAAGGGAAAUAAUGUGGACCACUUGUCCAUAUACCUGGAUGUUGCUGAUUCUACUACCUUGCCAUAUGGGUGGAGUAGAUAUGCACAGUUCACACUUGCAAUUGUUAAUCAAAUUCAUAGCAAGUAUACAAUAAGAAAAGAGACACAACACCAAUUUAAUUCACGAGAAAGUGAUUGGGGUUUUACUUCAUUUAUGUCUCUAAGUGAACUCUAUGAUCCAAGUAGAGGAUAUCUUGUCAAUGAUACAUGUGUAAUUGAAGCUGAAGUUGCUGUCCGUAGGUUGAUAGACUACUGGAGUUAUGAUUCAAAAAAGGAAACGGGUUAUGUUGGUCUUAAGAACCAAGGAGCUACUUGUUACAUGAACUCGCUUCUUCAGACUCUGUAUCAUAUUCCAUAUUUCAGAAAGGCUGUUUAUCAUAUGCCAACGACGGAGAAUGAUAUGCCAUCUGGAAGCAUUCCCUUGGCUCUUCAGAGCCUAUUCUAUAAACUUCAGUACAGUGACAACAGUGUCGCCACGAAAGAGCUGACAAAAUCUUUUGGAUGGGAUACAUAUGAUUCUUUCAUGCAACAUGAUGUUCAGGAACUUAACAGGGUUCUUUGUGAAAAAUUGGAAGACAAAAUGAAGGGAACUGUUGUUGAGGGCACAAUCCAGUAUUUGUUCGAGGGACAUCACAUGAACUAUAUUGAAUGUAUUAAUGUAGACUACAAAUCCAUGAGAAAAGAGUCGUUCUAUGACCUACAGCUAGAUGUAAAAGGUUGUCGGGAUAUUUAUGCUUCAUUUGAUAAGUAUGUUGAAGUUGAGCGGCUUGAAGGAGAUAAUAAAUAUCAUGCGGAAAAUCAUGGCUUACAGGACGCUAAGAAAGGUGUUCUAUUCAUUGACUUCCCCCCUGUUUUGCAACUCCAGUUAAAGCGCUUUGAAUAUGAUUUCAUGCGGGAUACAAUGGUGAAGAUAAAUGACCGUUAUGAGUUCCCACUCCAGUUGGACCUUGAUAAAGAUAAUGGCAAAUAUCUUUCUCCAGAAGCGGACAGGAGAGUUCGCAAUCUUUAUACUCUUCACAGUGUUCUUGUUCACAGUGGUGGAGUGCAUGGGGGACAUUACUAUGCUUUCAUUCGACCAACACUAUCAGAUCAGUGGUUUAAGUUUGAUGAUGAGCGAGUGACGAAGGAAGACGUGAAAAGGGCAUUAGAAGAACAAUAUGGUGGUGAAGAAGAGUUGUCUCAGACAAAUCCUGGCUUCAAUAAUACACCAUUUAAAUUCACAAAAUAUUCAAAUGCUUACAUGCUUGUGUACAUUCGUGAGAGUGACAAGGAGAAAAUUAUGUGUAAUGUGGAUGAGAAAGACAUAGCCGAGCAUCUGAGAGUAAGAUUAAAGAGAGAACAAGAAGAGAAGGAGCAUAAAAAGAAAGAGAAAGCUGAGGCUCACCUUUAUACUAUCAUCAAGGUUGCUCGGAACGAGGAUUUGGCAGAACAGAUCGGAAGGGAAAUAUUUUUUGAUCUUGUAGACCAUGACAAAGUCCGGACUUUUCGAAUUCAGAAACAACUGCCAUUCAGCCAUUUCAAGGAGGAGGUGGCCAAAGAAUUUAAUAUUCCGGUGCAGUUUCAGCGUUUUUGGCUUUGGGCUAAGCGGCAAAACCAUACUUACCGUCCCAAUCGCCCUUUAACACCUCAGGAGGAAGCACAAUCUGUUGGGCAGCUUAGGGAGGUAUCAAAUAAGGCUCAUAAUGCUGAACUGAAGCUAUUCUUGGAAGUAGAGCUUGGGCUGGAUCUUCACCCUCUUCCUCCACCACAAAAGACCAAGGAGGAUAUACUUCUUUUUUUCAAGCUUUAUGAUCCUGAAAAAGAAGGGUUAAGAUUUGUAGGAAGGCUAUUUGUUAAGGCUUUAGGGAAGCCAAUUGAAAUACUCUCAAAACUGAAUGAAAUGGCUGGAUUUCCUCCAAAUGAAGAUAUUGAACUUUAUGAGGAAAUAAAGUUUGAACCUAGUGUAAUGUGCGAACACAUCGACAAGCAGAUCCCCUUUCGGUCAAGCCAGCUUGAAGAUGGAGACAUCAUUUGCUAUCAAAAAGCUUCAACAUUAGGGAAUAUAGAUCAGUAUCGAUAUCCUGACAUUCCUUCUUUCUUGGAGUAUGUUCAUAAUCGCCAGGUUGUUCAUUUCCGAUCAUUGGAAAAGCCAAAGGAGGAUGAUUUUUCUCUGGAAUUGUCAAAACUUUUUACCUAUGAUGAUGUUGUUGAAAGAGUUGCUCGCCAACUUGGUGUGGAUGAUCCAUCAAAAAUUCGUCUUACAUCUCACAACUGCUAUUCUCAGCAGCCUAAACCCCAACCUAUUAAAUACCGUGGUGUAGAGCAUCUUUCAGAUAUGCUGGUUCAUUAUAACCAGACUUCUGAUAUAUUGUAUUAUGAGGUAUUGGAUAUUCCUCUGCCUGAACUGCAAGGUUUGAAAACUUUAAAAGUUGCAUUCCACCAUGCCACAAAGGAUGAGGUAGCAGUCCACAGCAUCAGACUUCCAAAAAAUAGCACUGUAGCUGAUGUAAUCAAUGACCUAAAGACAAAGGUUGAGCUCUCUCAUCCUGAUGCUGAGCUCAGGUUGCUUGAGGUCUUCUACCACAAGAUCUAUAAGAUUUUUCCACUUGGUGAAAAGAUUGAAAAUAUUAAUGAUCAAUAUUGGACUUUACGUGCGGAGGAGAUUCCUGAAGAGGAGAAAAAUCUCAGUCCUCAUGAUCGCUUGAUUCAUGUCUAUCACUUUACAAGAGAUCCUAAUCAGAAUCAAAUGCAAGUACAAAAUUUUGGGGAGCCUUUUUUCUUGGUUAUUCGGGAAGGAGAGACUUUAGCUGAUGUCAAAAUGCACAUUCAGAAGAAACUGCAAGUUCCAGAUGACGAAUACUCGAAGUGGAAAUUUGCUUUUGUAUCACUUGGACGUCCUGAAUACCUCCAAGAUUUGGAUGUGGUGUCUAACAGAUUUCAGAGGAGAGAUAUUUAUGGAGCAUGGGAGCAGUACCUUGGAUUAGAGCACCCUGACACUGCUCCAAAAAGGGCUUACACAGUUAAUCAGAACCGCCACACAUUUGAGAAGCCUGUGAAAAUCUACAAUUGAGAGCUGGAUGGAUCUCCUCCCAUGGCAUUCAAUUCUGUGGCCUCACUAGAACAUGGGUAUGAGAGAGUGUUGUAGAUCUUUACAACAAAUUUAGAAUAGCGAGGUGGGGUGGCGGGGAUUCACGACCAAAAUUCUUGUUGCGGUGUGACAUGCAACACUGCUUGCUCAGAACACUCGGGAUGAUGCUUGAUCAUGAGUUCUUUAGACAGCUCAGCCUCUUUUAUAAGUUUUCCUUGUGCUGUUUUCUGAUCAAGCCCUCUGACAGGUUUCCUUCUCUUUUAUCCAGUGUAAUUUAGUACAUGAGAUUUUGGAUUGGAGUGGUAUAUAACGGGUAUAGUUGGUGUCUCGGACAUUUUUUUUCCACUAAUUAUCCCUGCCUUUAUUAUAUUUCCAUAUUUUUCCUCUCUACCUUGGUCUUGAAAAGAAAAUCUGGGGUUGUAAAAUGGGGAUUAUUUGGUGUUACUUCUUUUCCAUGUCCCUGUAAAAGAAAGACAAUAGUUGGAAAUAUCUUUUCAUAGAUGUUCAGAACUUGUAUACAACUCUUUUUUUCUUUCUUUUCA